Messenger RNA from Saccharomyces paradoxus, 2418 nucleotides. RefSeq names its product tyrosine/serine/threonine protein phosphatase PPS1 (gene PPS1). Bases 1 to 2418 code for a protein of 805 amino acids. The transcript has a single exon. Lineage: Eukaryota; Fungi; Ascomycota; Saccharomycetes; Saccharomycetales; Saccharomycetaceae. The record is from RefSeq and is a predicted model, not a curated record. Gene Ontology annotation, molecular function: protein tyrosine/serine/threonine phosphatase activity. Gene Ontology annotation, biological process: protein dephosphorylation; nuclear DNA replication.
AUGGUUUUGGAAGUGCCCUCAAUCACACCUGGUGAGCUGCAUGACCUUAUGCGACUACAUCAGAGUGCGAAAUGGCCUGAAUGCAAAAAAAUGUUCCCCUGGGCACAUGAUAUCUCCUUUGGUCAACCACCAGAUUUUCCUCAUUCCCUUGCAAUAGUCAAAUCGCAAUCAGAUGCUAGCAACUCUGCACUUUUGCGUAGUUCUCUCGAAGUAAAUGAUAUCUUCCAGUCCUGGAAAAUCCAUACUUCUUUCCAUAGAGAAGGCGGCCGCUGUGCAACAGAUAAUGAAUUAGAUGGUUACCACUAUCCCAAUAACACUAGGGAACUCCUGAAAUUGCUAAAGUUCCAGACACGACAACUGGAAUUGCAAGUGGAUGAUGUAGAUUUGGAAAACGCCGCCACCUACUGUCAUGAUCAUAGCAUUUUACCAUUUCUAAAAGUAGAUCCUCGUGGACUAUCAUUAGAACUUAAGAGGGAUUCUAGAAAUAAGGUCGGGUCUAGUACCGUGCUAAAACCGAGUAGGCAAGACGUUUGGGGAAGAAGAGGUCUAUUUAGAAGAUUCGAUCUUCAAUGUGCCAAGAUGAUAGAAAUGGUUGAUAAUAUAGUAAUUUAUUGUACACGAAAUGGUGAUACCACAAAUACGCAAGGAGACUCUGCGGCAAUGGGUUCACACGAAGGAGAUUGCCCUAAUUGUACGACACUUGCACUACUUUUACGGAUCUGUUUAAUGUUUGUUCAAAAAGGUUAUGCGGGCUGUGAAGGAUCACUCUACAAGACGAAUCUAUCUAUUUGUACCUAUCGAAACUUCAAUACAGAUAUACCUCAAAGUUUGAUCGGCACACCUUUAUUAGACAAGAUUUUUAAGAAUACUCCUUUAAAUCUAAGUUCGUCACCCAGUGAAAUAGAGUGUUUUAAUAACAUCGAUAAAAAUAUGGUUUUGUGCGAAAAGUUAGAAUUGAACAAGUUGACUUCAGCUACACGAUUGGAGGAAACGGGUUUGAUUUGCGGUAAUACCACUGACUGGCAUAAUUAUCAAAUUAUUAAAAAAAGCAAUAUACCUCUGCCCGACCGCUCCCAAGAGAAUGCAAGCAUAGUAACAUUAAGACCUUUAACUUAUGAUCCAGACAAUCCCACGGCUUCCAUCUCUCGAUUAUAUAACGUGCCAAAUACAAAAGAGACGUGGAAAUUGAUCAUAAAAUGUACGUCAAAUUCAUCAAUGCCGUUGUUAACAAAAAUCAGAUCAUAUCUGGAUUUCCUAUUAGAUGAUGAUGCAUCCAAAUCACAAAGCUAUUUGCAUUUAACUUUCCCUGCCUCAGGUACUAUAGGCUUAGGAAACCUGAACAUUCAGUCUGUGGAGAUUCUUUUAAAUGUUUGUUUUCUAAUAUUUCAAGUAUCCCAAGUUCAAGACCAAUUCACGUUUAUGUAUUGCAGCGAUGGAUAUACAGAAACUUCGUUAUUACUAACAGCGUAUAUUAUAUUCCACUUUGAUAUUCCGUUACAAGAUGCUCUUCUGAGAAUCCAUCCGAGGCCAUUUUUCCUUUUUCCAUCAGACUUGCAAAUUUUAGGUCAUUUGCAACCCAUCUUGCGUGAGUUUAGUCCGCAAAGAGGAGGUAAUCUAGAAUUAUAUUCCAAUGCAGUAAAAUUCAGAGAUAGAAGUUUCCAACUGCACAUUUCCUCAGAACUUUUCAGCAGCAUAUUUUUUAUGAAGAUUCCUCCUGAGUCUAAUUUUGUUAAUUUGAAGGGCCCGCUGCCAUCCCGGAUUCUGCAGCACUUGUAUUUGGGAUCCCUCGAUCAUGCGCAGAAUCCUGAUUUACUUAAGUCUUUAGGAAUUACACAUAUAGUUUCUGUUGGUGAAGUGGUUUCAUGGACACUGAAUAGGGAGAAGGUUGUUCACCCUGUAAGACCACAUCGCGCAAUUACUAUGACGAACACUAAUGAGGUUAUGGGUGGUGCUGCAUCUAAUAAAAUUAGAAACAGAGCAGGCACCACAAUCAACGAUAGGCAAGAAAAUGGCAGUAACAUAGUAAUAAGUGAAAAUUCUGGUUUUCAAAUUUGCCAGAUCGAAAAUCUAGAUGACAACGGCAAAGAUCCGCUUUUCCAUCAGAUAGAUAAAGUCUUAGAUUUUAUUAGCAAUUCCGAAAAAGCGGGGGGGAAAGUUUUGGUGCAUUGCAUGGUCGGAGUCUCCAGGUCCGCAACGGUUUGUAUUGCUGAAUGUAUGAGGUAUCUCCACUGUGACUUGGCAAGUGCGUAUCUAUUUGUGAGGGUAAGAAGGCUGAACGUUAUUAUUCAGCCAAACUUGUUCUUCGUAUAUGAGCUGUUCAAAUGGUGGAAAAAGCAUUAUAAUUACGAAAAAGAUAAAACUAUGGACUGGCACAUCAUCUGCAGGGGUAUUGCUGAAGUUAACAUGAAAUACACAUGA